Brassicogethes aeneus is the source of this 378-nucleotide messenger RNA. The record is from the annotation of a GenBank genome assembly. Lineage: Eukaryota; Metazoa; Arthropoda; Insecta; Coleoptera; Nitidulidae.
AUGCUAGAAACAGUUACAUGGAAUUUCAGUGUGAGUGGUCAUGGAAAGGGACCCAUGGACGGCGUUGGAGGAACUCUAAAACGCAAAGCUGAUCGGUUGGUUUUUCAAGGUAGAGACAUAACUUCUGCUAAGGAAUUUGUUGAAGCUGUAAAUAAAUCUUCAAUAAAAGUUUGGGAAGUCCCUGGGGAGAAGAUUUUGAAAAUAAAAGAGUUAGAGUUACCAAAAAAUAUCCCUUCUGUGCCAAAUAUCAUGUCCCUGCAUCAAGUUACUUGGUCCAAAAUGCAAGAAACGAAGUUGUUUCUAAGAACUCUUAGCUGUUUUGUCUGCGACAAGUGUACACUAUGCUCUAAAAUCUUCAGAAGUUACUAUUCUGCCUAA